This is a messenger RNA of Cercospora beticola, 1583 nucleotides long. RefSeq names its product Arr3p (gene ARR3). Lineage: Eukaryota; Fungi; Ascomycota; Dothideomycetes; Mycosphaerellales; Mycosphaerellaceae. Gene Ontology annotation, biological process: antimonite transmembrane transport; arsenite transport. The record is from RefSeq and is a predicted model, not a curated record. Gene Ontology annotation, cellular component: plasma membrane. Gene Ontology annotation, molecular function: antimonite transmembrane transporter activity; arsenite transmembrane transporter activity; antiporter activity.
CACAUCCAGCGAUCAUGGAUACUCUCGAAAGAGGAGUCAUGCAAAAGGAAGAAAAGCACAACACUCAACACACAAGUGCAUCAGAACAAGGACAAGAACAUAACCAUGCCAAUACCAAGACUAUGAACAACAUCGACGACAUCGAGAAGUCAGACACGAGGAAUGCAUCCAGCUCACUCGAUCAAACCGACGAACGCGAAGACUCAGCAGCCACUCCAACCGCCCCACCCUUCAAAUCCCUCUCCUUCCUCGACCAAUAUCUCGUCCUCUGGAUCCUCCUCUCCAUGGCCCUAGGCAUAAUCCUCUCCAACCUCGUCCCCUCAACCGGUCCCACCCUCCAACGCGGCGAAUUUGUCGGAGUUUCAAUCCCCAUCGCAAUCGGCCUCCUCGUCAUGAUGUACCCCAUCCUCUGCAAAGUCCGCUACGAAACCCUCCACCACCUCCUUAAAACUCGCGAACUCUGGUACCAGAUUGGGAUAUCCUUCGUUUUGAAUUGGAUCCUCGCACCGCUAUUCAUGACGGGUUUAGCGUGGGCUUUUUUACCUGAUAGGAGGGAAUUGCGAGAUGGAUUGAUUUUUGUCGGGGUCGCGAGGUGUAUUGCUAUGGUUCUCAUUUGGACGGAUCUGGCUGGUGGGGAUGGGGAUUAUUGUGCGGUGUUGGUGGCUUUUAAUUCGAUUUUGCAGAUUGUGUUGUUUGCGCCCAUGGCGGUGUUUUAUGUGCAGGUUGUUUCGAAGAGUCCGGCCCCGGUUGCGAAUGGUGGGUCGGACCUAUAUUCCAAGUCGGCAACGAGUGUGGCGGUUUUUCUUGGGAUCCCGUUGGGAGCUGCGGUGUUGACGAGGUUGGUUUUGUUGAGGCUGAUGGGCGAGAGGAGGUAUCAGCUUUACUUCAUCCGGUUCAUUGCGCCGUGGUCGUUGAUCGGGUUGUUGUAUACGAUCAUUGUGCUCUUUGGAUCGCAGGGCUUGCAAGUGGUGGAGCAGAUUACAUCGGUGCUGAGGGUCUGCGCUCCGCUGGUGGUCUACUUCUUGACCAUCUUUCCGCUGACAGCAUGGGCUAUGUGGAGAGCAGGCUUUGGAUACAAAGUCAGUUGCACGCAAAGCUUCACAGCUGCUAGCAACAAUUUUGAGCUCGCAAUCGCGGUCGUGGUGGCAGUGUAUGGUGCUGGCAGUCAAGAGGCUUUGGCGGCUACUGUGGGACCAUUGAUCGAGGUGCCCGUGCUUGUCGGGCUUGUGUAUGUGAUCAAGUGGUGUCAAAAGCGUUGGAACUGGUACAAGUAGUCUUGGAAGGAUAUCUAUAUGUCAGUAGUAUUCCUAUUGCCAAGGACUUCCAAUUCCAGGACCAUACAGAAGUGCCACUUGCUAGGUACAAUUUCGUGCCAAUGCAUCGACGUCAGACGCGACGCUUCGAAGUAUCUUGAUCCUGCUGGACGGCUGAAAUUGUUUGCAGAGACGUCCAUUCCACGAAUAUUUGCGAAGCCGGCUUGGCCGUCGUCAACGCCAUGACAUGCCAACAUCCUCUCCUCGGAGGGAGGAUUUGCAAUGUUCCACUCCGUUCUCUUUGAAUUUCUGCAUCCACAAAAUUUCAUU